Molecule: messenger RNA, 5639 nt
Organism: Rhipicephalus sanguineus (brown dog tick)
Lineage: Eukaryota; Metazoa; Arthropoda; Arachnida; Ixodida; Ixodidae
Gene: Sirt6
Product: NAD-dependent protein deacetylase Sirt6
Exons: 1
Coding region: 107-1129 (340 amino acids)
Molecular function (GO): NAD+ binding
Source: RefSeq, a predicted model, not a curated record
CAGCGUCUCGUCCCACUCGCGCAAGCCGCUUCGUCGUAGCCGGGCGAAACAGCAGCGAUGGCGGCCAAAGUGUGAACGAGGAACCGCAAGAAACAAAAAGUUCGCGAUGUCUUGCGACUACGCGAGCGGGCUGUCCGAGUACGCCGACAAAGGCAUCUGCGGCCAGCCCGAACACUUCGACGAGCAGUCGCUGCUCGAAGACAAGAUCGCGCGGCUCGCCGACUGGAUGCGGGCCUCCAAGCACAUCGUCGUCAUCACCGGUGCCGGCAUCAGCACUUCGGCCGGCAUCCCGGAUUUCCGAGGUCCUCGCGGCGUCUGGACCCUCGAGCAGCAGGGUGAGAAGCCUCAGGUCAACAUUUCGUUCGACGACGCCGUACCGACCCCCACGCACAUGGCACUUGUCGCGCUGGCGAGGAGCUCGCAGCUCAAGUUCCUGGUCAGCCAGAACGUGGAUGGCUUGCACCUGAAGUCGGGCUUCCCUCCGGAGAUCCUCACGGACCUGCACGGGAACAUGUUCCUCGACCGCUGCAACCAGUGUGGUCGCCAGUUCGUGAGGACCACGGCGACCAAGUCGGUGGGCCAGAAGCCUACGGGCGAGCCGUGUCCCGUACCCAAGAAGAACGGCAGGCUGUGUCGCGGUCACCUCCACGACUCCAUCCUAGACUGGGAGCACGAGCUUCCAGAGGACGGUAUAGACGCGGCCGACCUUCACUGCAGGGCCGCGGACCUCAUCCUGUGUCUGGGUUCGACACUCCAGAUCGUGCCGUGCGGUGCGCUACCCCUCCUGGCUAAGAAGACCGGAGGCAAGAUCGUCAUCUGCAACUUGCAGCCCACCAAGAUCGACAAAUCAGCCAACCUGAUCCUUCGCGCCUACGUGGACGACGUGAUGGAAAAACUUAUGAAGCGGCUGGGUAUCGCGAUACCGUCCUACUCUACCGAAUGCGACCCCACCAAGAUGAAACGCGAGACGCCCAUGGAGUACCCGAAGCUGAGACUCCCUGACGCCAAGGCGCCAGCGCCCCGUAAGUACAAGAAGAAGCCCCGAAAGAGAGAGAACGCCUCGCCGGACUGCGAGCAGAAAGCGAUCAAAAAGGAACGCCGGUUGUCGUCCACCGAUGCGACCGGUUGACAGGAGAUCCUCGCUUUUUUUUUUUUUGCAGCCAUAGCGACACCUCAUGUGAUCAUCAGUGUAAUUUUGUUGAUGUAGUACGUCGUGACGUGAAAUGAGGUGGUGGUGUUUGUGACCACCGCUUUAAUAUCCCCGCACGUGUUUAUACUGCUGCAAACAGACGCCUCGUACUGUGACGUGCUCGUGUUUAUUUAUUGCUUAUGGUGUAAACCUCGAUGUCGUUAUUGAUAUCUUGAUAUUGUUGUUUUAUCGAAACACACCAUCCAUGCUGCAUGCUGAGCUAACACGUUUUAAGCUUUGCUGGAAGUGUUCGGUCACUUUUCAUAAUACUGAAUGCCUUUUUUUUCUUAGCUGUGUUAAGAUCGAAGUAGCCAAGCCGUUGUGUUGCUGUGUAUGUGCCCGCAAUUACAUGGUUUAUAGUCACGGCAGCUGCGCACAUCGGUUGACACAUCAUCAUUACUUGCAGAUUAUGCUGUUCAAGUGAAAAUGUUGCUGACAUUUGAAAGCAGAUCUGUUUGGAAGCAUGCACUGAUUUUUGAGACACUCAUAAACACCGUAAGGUUAUAAAAAUAAUUUUAAUCCCCUGCUUGUUUAGUUCUGUGUCUAGAGCAAAUGCUAUUUGGUAAACUAACCUGGGCUUUCAUUGUCCACAGAUUCAUGCAAAUGACUUGUGCUGUGAUUUUGAGCACUUCAGCCAAACGUGAUGUGUGUAGCCUAUAAAGUAAUAGCUUACCUUUUAGAAGUGAAAAGUAUUUGUGAAAAGAGCUUUUGACUAUGCUUUUUUAGCCUGGUGUACUUAGUUAGCUAUUAUUUACUCAUAUAAUUGCGUUCGGACACGUGCAGUACCCACUAGUAUGUGUACAUUUAUUAAUGUAUAUUGGUUUUUCUUCACGUAUAUCAGUACUUAAUGGGUGUCAGUAGACUUUGGUGGUCAUUCUAUUUCACAUAGAAAGGUUAAAGUGGAUGACCAAUAAAGUCUGCAGAACUCUACCGAAAUGCUCCAUGCUGUGUGCUGGAAAGAAAAAAAUGUUGCCAAGGAAAUGGCACAGUUUGAACACAAGAGCACAAACAGAAUGAUAAGAUGGCUUUGCUACUAUGAGGUCCACUUGACACAGGAACAGCACAAGGUUUGAAUACUUCGUCAGAUGUAUCCCUCGUGGAUGCAUUGUCCGUGCUGGUUGGGCAUCACAUAUGUCGGCUGCUGCUUGAAAAUUCUGAACCGUUCUGAUGCGACGCAUUUGUUCUUUCACUGUUCCUACACCUGUACUCAUGAAGGAACAGGAUCACUGUGACCCCGUCCUAAGUCAUCUACCCAUCUGUAACACUUCACUGUGUCCUCGUUCCCAUGACAACUAUUCUGCCACUGUAGUGGACACCAUUUAUUCAUUCUAUGCACAACCUGACCUGCCCAACUCCACUCCCUCAAUAAACAGUUGCACGUAGGCUAGUUGGCUCUUGAUCAUAAAUUUGAACUUGCUCGGCAUAGCUCUAACAGAGUACACGCAAAUAAAGCUUGUAUAGCUGAACCUGUUUUUUACACAUGUGUUCCCUCAUAACUGUGCAGGUGUAAGUUUGCUUCCAUGAUCCACUUCUUAAACCUAACUGGUAUCAUUCACCCAUGCUUCCUCUCCAAUCCUUGCUGUUUUGCCUUUGGUUCACUUCUACCUUCCCAUUUUUUGCUUUUCAUAUUGUCAUGCAUGGUGUGUCAUUCACUUCCUUCGACAUUUCUUAGUUGCAGCUUGCUUGGGCAGUGCCAUUGACAUAGCUGAAAGGGACAGGUGUUCACCCCAACUACUCCCUUGUUUUAUCGAGAAUAGAUCGAAAUUAAAUUUUGUCGGAAUAUACCUUCGAUAUAUACACAAUUAUAAAAAAAAGAAAAAAAAAUUAGACGAUUGCGAUACUCCCUAAUGCGAAAUUUCAGGCAGCGUUACACAUCUGCUGGGUUGUCAGACAUUGUAAAUACUAUCUCCAUGAAUUGUGUGUGUUUCAGCAUAGGUAAUAUACUCUUAAAUUGACCAACACUACGAUAAGAAUGAUUGUGGUGUCAUCAUUGAACGUUGCUUUAUCUAUUGUGACAACGAGAAACGAAAGGCCUAUGCGGUGUGCUAACAUAUGCCAGCGUCGGUACCAUGCGUGCGUCGAAAGGUUGCAAUGCGCACCUCCGAGAUUCGUGGAGGGCACAGCCUUCUGGUGGCAUCGGAAGAAACCGAAAAGCCACGCCACGUGACUGCGUUCUGAUCUCUGAUUGGUGACGCUGGAUGCGAGAUGUCCCUCCUCAUCUUUCGCUUCACACGUGACGGUGAGGGACGACGAGACAAGCCGAUGCUCAGCUCGGCAACGGCAAGCAAAACUUGGCAUGUGCUUGCCUGAUCUACUACUUUCUUCCUCUCUGUCGCAUUGCGCAAUGAUCCCUCCUUUUUUCCUUCCUCCAUGCCGGGAAUUAGAUGUUGACCAACAUGCUUAGCAUUGCGACACUUCUGUUGCUACAGGCAACAAGGACAGUCACUUGUGAAGCAGUGAACGGCAACAAUGAAAUGCGACAUGAAAUGACAAGUGACCUUGGAAGUCACAUUUCCAUAUCAGAAACGGCUGAUCGCCGACAAGCCUACGAUUGAGACAGCAUCAGUUAUUGGAAACCAGCGCAUAGAAAUACGCAUCUGACUGGCGCACCUUUGAGCUCCUAUUUGUGUUCACCCGCAUUUCUGUACACACACCUGUGCCAGGUUUUUCGUGAACUAUGCCACCACCACCAAACCUGUAACUCACAGAAGCUUCGCCUAAGAAUAGCAAAAAGGCAACGGCACACGUGAAGUGGUCGUUGCACAAGAAUUGCCACUGACAUUGUCUCAUGCAUGGUGUUGCCGUUUUGUAGUGUUACUAGUGGGUUUUGCUAUUUUUGUGUGCAUGUUCUUAUCUUUCUUUUCUCCACAUACACCGAGGAUAAAUCCCAACAAAAUCUUAGUUGGGAGACAGUACUUGUGUCAUUAGUCUUUAUCUCUCGUGCUAGCACUGUGUUUUAUCGACUAACAUGAACAACAUCCAACUAGCACAAUUCUCAGUCCUAAAUUCUUUCCAGAAAGGUUAAUAGGUGGGCUAGUUGGUAUAGAUUCAUUAUGAAAAACUUGGCAGUGCGAACAAAUGAAACGCAGAAGGAGCAGGACACAAACAAGAGCAUUUACUGAAACUUGGAUUUAUUCACAGAAGAAAUGACACGAUAACUAGGGAGCUUGCUGAAGCUUUUUUAACACGAAAGUGUUUUAUGCUGGGGUCCACCAUGGCUCCACUGACGUAUUGCCGUCACGGAUAUGACAUUGUAAAAUAUAAAGACUAAAGAUGGCAAAGAUAAAAACUAGAAGAAAAGCUUCUGUCACCGGGAGUCGAACUUACGCGUGCGGCACGAAACAACUCGGCCACAGAAGGAAUGUUCUUUGCCAUGCUAACGGCGAGCGAUUUAUAUACACCAUUUGCCGGUGGCGAUACUCGGAGAUCGGUGGUACAUCAGCGUGUUUUCGUUAUCACUAGCGAGAUGGCGUGAAGGGCUCGAAGAGUGCGCUUUGAAGGUCGUCGCCCCACGCGGAAGAGCGCGCGCCUCUACAGGGCAUGGUCGCUCAUGCGUGCGCUUAUCUUGUGAUCGCGGUGGUUUGUACGUCUUACGCUCUCACCGCAAGCUUGCGUUGAGAGCACGAAUGUCACUUCGCCCACUGCAGCAGCCGCUUUUGCCAAAGGAGCGCACUGCUCCGACAGAAAUAAGUUACAACUGUGACAGUUAGUUCGCACUCAUCCUGUGUAUGUACAUUCCGUGCAUCCUUUCAGCUUGAGGAGCGCGUUGAAAGUUUCGAGCUGCUUGCCGUUCUUCGCGUGACAUUACAAGUUGUUGCUGUAGCAUUCAUUCCUUCGCGCUUGGGGCGAAAGAAUGCACAACAAACGCUCUACUGCGUCUGCGAAGACACGUUUCACUUUCGUGUUAUACCGAUUCCUAUGACAGAGGGAUCAGCCAUGUAUUUUUUUUAUAAAGAACACUAAUAGCUGUGUCAGUUCACCCUCUGUAUCACUUUUAGAUUGUGAGAUCUCGUUUCUCGAUGACACUUGAUUUUGGUUGACCCCUCCCUCUUUUAUUUCCCUCUCCUCUCGAGUUUAUUAUGGUAUAUUUUUCUUCUGUGAAUUAAUCCAAGUUUCAAGUCUUCGCUUGUUUGUGUCCUGUUCCUUCUGUGUCCCAUCUGCUUGCGCUGCUAACUUUUUCAUAAUGAACCUAAAUUCUUUAUUGAUGUUUGCAAGAAGGUAGCCCACAGACUUAUCGAAACAAACCAAGUAAGAGCCAAAAGAAUUGCUUAAGUUUUCCGUCUCUUCUUCUUCCUUUUUUUUGUCACACCUACUGCAACACUCCAGUCAUAUCAACUCUAUUGUAGUACCAAGACAUCCUUCUGUGUACUUACCAUUGAAAUGAACACAUGUGCUGUGCAUUUUUUACAUAAAUCAUUGGGGGAAGAAUAAACUGAAGUUUGCAAUCUGA